AUGGCUGGCAACUCCGGAUAUGGAGGUGGAGGUUCUCCCUUCGAGCAGAACUUCGCUCCUGGUGUGCAAUACCCGAGACCUGUGUUCACAAACAGAAGCUCUGCUUCCAGUGUGAACUCGGCGGACAUUCGAAAUGGCCGUCAUGGGGUCAUGGCCAAGUACCUAUACAAGCAGGUCAACAACCACCAAUGGCUUGAGCCUAUGGAAGACGACAUGGGCAACCAGAUCCAAAGUCUGGGCGUCGACCGAGGCGUUGUCCUUCAACGAGACGAUGGCGGCUAUGCUGCCUACCCAAACCAGCUCAAUGAGCAGGUAGUGGAGGCCGUACUACGCCUGGACGUACCCAUUGCCUUCACCAUGUCCUCCGAAGUCACUCAUACUCUGCUACGACAAGUCACCCCUGACCAGACCCAAUAUGGUGACCCUCGAUCUGGCAUCACGUUACCCAUCGUUGAAUCCGUGGAGAGCUUGGCAUCUGGUCGAGUCAGCGUACCAAGAGACGGCUUCAUCUGUCUCUGCAAACGAGAACAGUUCGUGCUCGUCUGGGGCAGCACAGUCGAGUCCAUCCUUGCCCAAGGUACCGACAUCGAGACAUGGCUCGUCGGUCUCGUAUGGGGUCAGCCAGCACCGCAAGCCAGUGCUUCCCCACGCAACUCAAGCCCCUUCGGCGCACGAACCUCGAUGCAUGCACCGCCGGACACAAUGCAUGGCACGCCGAUGGCUGGCUUCACACCAAGCUCAUACAGCGAUCCGGCAUACAACGAGAAAUACGACGUUAUCAAGUCCGCCAUUGCUCGGGAAGAGGAGGGCGACAAGGCAUACGACCCAGAACGAGAUGGAAAGGAGGCACCUAAGCGUCCCUUCCUGCUCGUGCACGCGCUGUGUAUCGGGUUUGCCAUGGUACUCGUCGUCAUUGUCGAAAUGGCUUGUAUAGCCAAGCUCCUUACCGAAGUCAGACUGGACGGCAGCUAUCUUCGCUUCGCUCUCCUGGCCACGGUCCCGAUGUUCUCCUGCUUCUCGCUCUUCUUCAUGAUUGUCAUUACUGGUUCACUCUUCCAGCUCUUCGGCCCAUUGUCUGCUGUUCAGGAGAACAGCAUGUACUACUCCGCCAAAGCCCCCAAGCCUGGUCGCUACAAGGACUACGAGCUCCCACACGUCACGAUCGAAAUGCCUGUCUACAAAGAAGGUCUCAAAGGUGUCAUCAUGCCCACCAUCGAAUCCUGCAUGGCUGCCGUGCGAUACUACGAGGAGCGCGGCGGUACUGCUUCCAUCUACGUCAACGAUGAUGGUAUGCAACUCGUCAAGCCCGAGCUCGCUGAGGCCCGACAGGCGUACUACGAGCUGAACAACAUUGGAUGGUGCAGUCGACCUCCUCACUGCACGGAAGAAGGCGAGAGGUUCUUCCUAAGAAAGGGCAAGUUCAAGAAGGCUUCCAACAUGAACUACUGUCUUGACUUCACCGGCCGUGUCGAAGAUGACUGGCUCGUCAGAAUUGCUGCCGAGUGUGAGAAGCGUGGCUGCACUCAAGCAGACCUCAGUAUCGAAGAAGAAGAGGUCCUGUACGAUGAGGCUCGUGAAUCUCAGAUCGAAGCCGAUGGUGGCAAGACAUGGGCUGCUGGUAACGUCCGCAUGGGCGAAGUCAUCCUCAUCAUCGAUUCCGACACUCGCAUGCCUGAAGACUGCCUUUUGUAUGGCGCUCUGGAAAUGCACGAAUCUCCCGAAGUGGCCCUCCUGCAACACGCCUCCGGCAUUCUGCAAGUCGUCAAUAACGUCUUCGAGAACGGAAUCACCUACUUCACCAACCUGAUCUACACGUCCAUCCAAUUCGCCGUGGGCAGUGGCGAUUGCGCUCCUUUCGUCGGCCACAACACCUUCAUCCGCUGGAAAGCCAUCCAAUCCGUUUCCUGGGAAGAAGACGGCAUGACGAAAUACUGGUCCGAUGCCCACGUCUCUGAGGAUUUCGACGUCUCUCUCCGCCUCCAGAUGCAAGGAUUCGUUGUUCGCUUGGCUACGUAUCACAACGGCGGCUUCAAGGAAGGUGUCUCACUCACUGUCUACGACGAGCUUGCUCGAUGGGAGAAAUACGCCUAUGGUUGCAACGAGCUUGUGUUCCAUCCGCUCCGUUACUGGCCCAUGCGUGGACCUAUAACACCGCUUUUCUGGCGCUUCUUGAGGAGUAACAUCAAGCCUACGAGCAAGAUCACUAUCAUCGCCUAUAUCUUCACCUACUACGCCAUCGCCUCUGCCAUUCCGCUGACACUGGCCAACUACCUCAUUGUCGGUUGGUUCGCGGACAACGUGGAUCAGUUCUACAUUACCUCCUGGAAGAUCUUCGUCGGCAUGGCUGUUGUCUUCAACAUCCUCUCACCUACAGCCUACGCCAUGUUGCGACACAGACUCGGCCAGAAAACUUUUUUCCUUUGUCUCUGGGAAACGAUCAAGUGGACCCCAAUGUUCUUGCUCUUUUUCGGCGGCAUCUCCUUCCACAUGCUCAAAGCUCUCGCUUGCCACGCUUUCAGCAUCAACAUGGAAUGGACUAGUACAGCCAAGGAAUUGGAGUCCUCGGGUUUCAGAAUCGGUCUCGACAGAAUCGUUCGCGAUUUCAAGUGGAUGUACGCUGUUAUUAUCCCCAUGAUGGGUGGCAUGAUCUACCUUGCCGUUGCUGCACCGAGGGAAUGGAGUAUCAGUGAUUUCGCGGCUAUUGUUCCUUUGGCUAAUCAGGUUGGAUGUCACGCUCUGCUACCGUUUGCUCUUGGGUUGUUUUAG
Molecule: messenger RNA, 2766 nt
Organism: Recurvomyces mirabilis
Lineage: Eukaryota; Fungi; Ascomycota; Dothideomycetes; Mycosphaerellales; Teratosphaeriaceae
Exons: 3
Coding region: 1-2766 (921 amino acids)
Source: RefSeq, a predicted model, not a curated record